This is a messenger RNA of Musa acuminata AAA Group (dessert banana), 1114 nucleotides long. RefSeq lists its product as uncharacterized. The coding region runs from base 106 to 972 and encodes 288 amino acids. The record is from RefSeq and is a predicted model, not a curated record. The transcript has a single exon. NCBI's taxonomy places the organism in Eukaryota, Viridiplantae, Streptophyta, Magnoliopsida, Zingiberales, Musaceae.
GAGUUGAAAGAGUCAUCAAAGUGAAGGAUAUAGGAAACAACUGCAUGAUAAUAUACUUCUGGGAGGAGUCAUAUCGCCAACUCUUUGCUGCUUCUUCCUCCGACGAUGAGAGACUUCGUCCCAUGCCUCGGCCAUCACGCCGUCAGGGUCGCCGGAUCCGCAUGCUCCGGGAGCAGCAUCUCCUCGGAACGGCCGCCACAGAGCACCGUCUCCUGCUGCUACAGAGCCGCUCUGUCCACCGAUAAUGAGUUGCUCAUCAAGGUCACCUGGCACAAGAACAACGGCGAUACGUCGGUCUUGGUCGUGAUCGAAGAGAACCCCGGUUCUGGUGUCUCGGAUCCCCGCGGAACCACCGGCCAGCUCUUGAUGAGGAAGAAGGGAAGCCAGCCCUUCGCCAUCGGGAACUCCGAGUUUGCUCUCCACUGGGACAUCUCCGCCGCGACGUAUGGCGCAGGAGCUGAGCCCACGCGGGACUUCUACCUCGUCAUGAUGGCCGACAAGGUGUUCGUGCUAUUGCUAGGUGAUAUGUGGAGAGAAUUCAUCAAGAAGUUCGAAGACAAGGUGUUGGUCGCCGCGUCCUCCAUGUACAGCAGGAGGGAGCAAGUGUUCGGCGCCACGCUCUACUCCACCAAGGCUCAGUUUCGCGACGGCGGCAAGGAUCACGAGAUCAUGGUAAGAUGCAAGGGAGACGAGACCGACGCCGAGCUCUACGUCUGCGUCGACAGGAAGAGGCUGCUCCAUGUGAAGCGCGUGAUGUGGAACUUCCGCGGGAAUCAGACCAUAUUGGUGGACGGAUCAGCGAUCGACGUGCUGUGGGACGUGCACGACUGGUGGUUCCGCGGGUCACCAAGCGGCGCCACCUUCAUGUUCCGGGCGAGGAGCGCGCUCGCGAGCAGGCCGUGGUCGGAGGAGGAGUUGGCGAAGAGGGCGUCUCAGUUCACUCUGUUGAUCCAAGCUUUCAAGAGCAAGUGAAGCUGGCGACUGUUUUGAUCACUGGCUUCUUCCUUGUUUCAUCGACAUCCAACCUAGUGCGGAGUUCUAAUUGCAGGCAAGUGUUCGAUUCUGGACAAAGUACUCAUCAUUGAAGCCUGUCACAAAACUGGUGACUAGACCU